This is a messenger RNA of Acinonyx jubatus (cheetah), 2378 nucleotides long. It is a transcript of the gene ZNF830, whose product is annotated as zinc finger protein 830. Gene Ontology annotation, molecular function: zinc ion binding; nucleic acid binding. The record is from RefSeq and is a predicted model, not a curated record. Lineage: Eukaryota; Metazoa; Chordata; Mammalia; Carnivora; Felidae. Gene Ontology annotation, cellular component: nucleus; spliceosomal complex. The transcript has a single exon. Gene Ontology annotation, biological process: mitotic DNA damage checkpoint signaling; mitotic DNA replication checkpoint signaling; nuclear DNA replication. The coding region runs from base 35 to 1150 and encodes 371 amino acids.
GGAAGCCAGAAUCACCUUGGGUCAGGGCGCCAAGAUGGCGUCCUCCGCCUCCGCUCGCACUCCGGCGGGGAAGCGAGUGGUGAAUCAGGACGAACUGCGGCGCUUGAUGAAGGAGAAGCAGCGUCUGAGCACCAACCGGAAACGGAUAGAAUCUCCAUUUGCGAAGUACAACCGUUUGGGGCAGCUGAGCUGUGCCCUGUGCAACACCCCGGUGAAGAGCGAGCUCCUGUGGCAGACUCACGUCCUGGGAAAGCAGCACCGGGAGAAAGUGGCCGAGCUGAAAGGCGCGAAGGAAGCCACCCAGGGUCCGUCCGCCAGCUCAGUGCCUCAGUCAGCCAAGAGGAAGGCGUCGGAGGCGGACGGUCAAGAUGCCAAAAGACCCAAGGCCUCCCCGCUUCCCCAGGUACAGCCCUCCACAUCCGCUUUGUCCACCAACUUUGACAAAGCAGGGAAGGAGUCCACUAGAGCGACCCUCAUUAAGGUUUCAGGACUCGGUUUACUCCCUGAUUAUGAAGAUGAGGAAGAAGAGGAGGAGGAGGAGGAGGGAGGAGAAGGGAAAAGGGGAGACGCCGGCAAGCAGCCGCCCGAUGCACAGGGCAAGGAACACUCGCUUUCCUCCUCGAGGGAGGCAACAAGUAGUAUGCUGCCAAGCGGCUUCUCGGAUACAAAUCCUCCCAAGGCCCCUUUAAUUCCUCAUUCAGGGUCCAUUGAGAAAGCAGAAAUACAUGAAAAAGUAGUGGAAAGGAGAGAAAACACAGCGGAAGCAUUACCGGAAGGCUUUUUUGAUGACCCUGAAAUAGACGCUAGGGUUCGAAAGGUUGAUGCCCCAAAGGAUCAGAUGGACAAAGAGUGGGACGAAUUUCAAAAGGCCAUGAGACAGGUCAAUACCAUUUCCGAAGCCAUAGUUGCUGAAGAGGAUGAGGAGGGACGGUUGGACCGGCAAAUUGGGGAGAUCGAUGAGCAGAUAGAAUGUUACCGUCGGGUGGAAAAGCUUCGGAAUCGCCAGGAUGAAAUUAAAAAUAAGCUUAAAGAGGUUCUGACUAUAAAAGAACUGCAGAAAAAGGAAGAGGAGAAUGUUGACAGCGAUGAUGAGGGAGAACUACAAGAUUUGUUGUCUCAGGAUUGGAGGGUAAAAGGGGCUUUAUUAUAGGGUUUCAAAGACCCAAGAUUUCUACACCCUCUACAGUGGUACCAAAAGUGCUGUCUCUGGAUAUGAUCUUGGUUACUUCAUGCCUAACUGGGUUGUUAAGAUACAAUGAACCUGUGAAGAUAGCACUUUGGAAAGUUGGUGUAAAAUAUUUUUGAGGUAAAGUUGUUUUUGAAAUUUUUCCAGUAUUACAUACUAUAUUGUCAACUUUUUACACAUUUACUCAAGUGUAUAAUUUUGAGUUAAGUCUGUAAGCUGUAAAUGUUGUACAUAGUUAAAUAUAUAUUUACUUAAGUAAUUCUGUUUUGAAAUUUAUAAAUUAAUAGAAGUUGGGCUAGCAGAGAAGGCUUUAGGUGAAAAUCAAGUGUAGUAUUUGGGAUGUAUUUGGUUUUUUUCUUUUCUGAUCCCCUAAAUCAACUCAAGGGUGGAGGAUGUUUUUUAUUUUAAGAACACUACUCAAACACAUAAAUCAGGGCAAAUCAGUUCUCUGAAUUUUCUGUUUCAAAAAUGUGCCAGGAGAACAUGGUGAAAACAUGCCAAACAUGACCAGCCUCCUUAACCCAAAAGUUUCUCUUGUUUAAACCAAUGAUUCUUGGGUGUAGGUGCACAGGAAGAUGACCCGCCAAGCUUUCGAAAAGGUGCAUAUGAAUCGCCUUGGAGCUUUUAAAAAAUUCAUGUGCCUGAGGCCUACUGUUAGAGACUUAAUAAACCUGGAGUGGGGCCCAGGCAUUUGAAUUAGUUUUGAAAGUUUCCCAGGUUAUUCUAAUAUACACCAAAGUUGGAGAACCAUCUGGCCCUAAAUCCAGAACACAUAUUUUUUCAGCCUGUUUUUUAAGUACUGCUUUUUAUUUUUUCUAAAGAUGUUCUUUUUCUUAAGUAAUCUCUACACCCACCAUGGGGCUUGAACCCACAACCCUGAGAUCAAGCAUUGCAUGCUCCACCAACUGAGCCACCCAGGCACCCCAAGAAAUACUACCUUUUAUUUAUAUCUCAUCUAGUCUUAAAUGUUAUUGCAUCUUGUAGAAAAUUAGGGUUUAGGGGCACCUGGGUGGCUGCAUCUGACUUUGGCUCCGAUCAUGAUUUCGCGUUUUGUGAGUUCAAGCCCAGCAUCAAGCUCUCUGCUGUCAGCACAGAGCCCACUCCAGAUGCUCUCCAGAUGCUCUGUCCUCUCUCUGCACCCCACCCCCCACUGGUUCUCGUUUUCUCUCUCUCUCUCUCUCUCUCUCUCUCU